Molecule: messenger RNA, 554 nt
Organism: Balaenoptera ricei (Rice's whale)
Lineage: Eukaryota; Metazoa; Chordata; Mammalia; Artiodactyla; Balaenopteridae
Gene: ELOC
Product: elongin C
Exons: 4
Coding region: 189-527 (112 amino acids)
Biological process (GO): ubiquitin-dependent protein catabolic process
Cellular component (GO): elongin complex
Molecular function (GO): protein-macromolecule adaptor activity
Source: RefSeq, a predicted model, not a curated record
GACCCAGAAUAGGAUUGGUUGAGACUUUCCAGGGACGACCGUCCUCUUAGGCUUGGCCUGUGGGAGAAGGGAGGGGGCGCUGCGCACUUCCUGUAGACGCCGGCGGGCGACGGACUCAGCGAGUCCCCGCCUCACCAGGAAACUACUAAAGUUCCUGUGGACGCAAAGUAGAAUUUCAUAAGAACAUAAUGGAUGGAGAAGAGAAAACCUAUGGUGGCUGUGAGGGCCCUGACGCCAUGUAUGUCAAAUUGAUAUCUUCGGAUGGUCAUGAAUUUAUUGUAAAAAGAGAACAUGCGCUAACAUCAGGAACAAUAAAAGCCAUGUUGAGUGGCCCAGGUCAAUUUGCUGAGAACGAAACGAAUGAAGUCAAUUUUAGAGAGAUCCCUUCACAUGUGCUGUCAAAAGUAUGCAUGUAUUUUACCUACAAGGUUCGCUACACUAACAGCUCCACGGAGAUUCCUGAAUUUCCAAUUGCACCUGAAAUUGCACUGGAACUGCUGAUGGCUGCAAACUUCCUAGAUUGUUAAAUAAAAUAAAUUAUAAUAAACUGUUAA